Messenger RNA from Hydra vulgaris (swiftwater hydra), 2492 nucleotides. RefSeq lists its product as uncharacterized. The record is from RefSeq and is a predicted model, not a curated record. Lineage: Eukaryota; Metazoa; Cnidaria; Hydrozoa; Anthoathecata; Hydridae.
AAAAAAAAACUCAACAGAAUAAGUUUCAUUCUCUAGAUUUCAUAAAUGAAUUAAGAAUUCUUAAAAUUAGUAGAACAAAGUUGCAACAAAAUGUUAAAAAGAUAGAAAAGAAACACAAAAUUGCUAUCAAAGAAUUACCGGAACAGAUAAAAAUUAAAAAGCAAGAAAACAAACAACUUGUAGAACAAAAUCAUUAUUUAACUAGUAUUGUUUUAGAAAAAAAAAGAUAAUAGGCUACUUAUAGAAACCAAAAAAUUAAAAACAUGACCUACCCGAAAGAAAAUGUAUUUUUCCUCCUAUUAUUAACAAUGUGCCUGUGGAAAGUGUCUCAUUUUUGUUAGAAAAGAUUUCUGAAUUGUUACACAACACAGAACUGUAAGAAACACCUCACUCAUCCACAGUAAAUAAAAUGGUUUAUGAGCCAGGUGUUUUAGCAUUGGUUCAGGCUGGUGAGGCACUUUUUCAUUGUGAAUGCGCAACAGUAGUGUUUGAUGCAACCACCGUUUUAGACAAACAUGUAAAUGAGUUUCUUAUCAGUACAUAUCCUCAGCAGAGGAUAUGUACUGAUAUUCCUUUAGCAACCGCUAAACUUGAUGGAGGUACAGGAUUUGACUGUGCCACUCAUACUGUCAGUGUAAUAAAAGAACUUGCCAAUACAUUUGCAGUUUAAAAAUAUGCCAGCAGUAGAAUUUUUAGAUGUAGAGCACCUAUUAAUAGUUGUGUGAAAGAGACAGACAACAGGUACUCUGUCUGUUAAUAGUUGUUUCACACAACUAUUAACAGACAGAGCACCUGUUAAUAGUUGUGUGAAAAAUAUGCUUCAGGAGGAGAUGGACAUUCAAUUAAUGCAACUGCAGUGCAAUGUUCAUCCAUUGAAAACUAUUGCCUUAAAAUCAUUAUUAGCUCUUAAAAUAAUAGAUAAUGUGUUGAAGAUAAAACCGGCUAAAGGAACUGAUGGGGUUGCAGUAACAUUCCUCAAAAAUAUUUCUAAGCUAACGUAUUCUUUUAUAUGCAUAUUUUUCAUUAUUUCAGUUUUUUUUUAGUUUCACUUUCUUGUGAGCAAUUGUUUCUUUAUUAUUUCCACGUUUUGAAAAUUUGAAAUUUUAAUUUUUUUGCCCUUUAAAAAUCAGGUAUAGUUUUAAAGGCGAUCCUGCAGCAUUCAAAAGCUAUCUUAAAAAAAACAAUGUUGCUCCAGGGCUAUUCCUUAGAUAUGUUGGUAGUAGAUUUCAUGUUUUGUUCCAUAUGGCAGGGAUAGUUGUAACAUACGAAAGACUUGUAAAAACCUUUCUUGAAAACAACAUCAAAAAUAAAAUUUUCCAGCUCUUACUUCAAAAUAUGAGUAAUGAUAUAAUGCUUGUGCAACUGCAAGGGCUGGGCCUGAUAGGAAAAAUAAUAACUGGGCUAUGGAUGAGUCUGGUUUAUAAAAAUGCAACAGGAAAGGGAUUACAUUUUCAAGAAAGCAAUAAGAAAGUUAGUUUACUAUAAAAGUAAUCCAAAACCAAUUCUUUAUACAGAUGUGGAUAUUCUUAGUCAAGUAUUAAAUAAUAAAGAAGAUAAGGUACACCAAUUCCUUCGUGUAAUAAAAAAUAAAAAUAUUUUGGUAAAAGUUUUAUCAGCUUUGAUAAGCUACACAGAGACAGUUCUCAAAAGACAGAUAGCCAGGUAUUUGACUGGCAGUCUCUCAAAUCCAUCUAAAGAAAUGAUAAAAACCACACUAUCUGCUCCACCUCAUACAAUGGAGGCUGAAAGGAUCUUGGGGAUGCUUGUUUUUUUUUUGCGUUGUGCUCCUAAUGCUACGUUUGGUUUCCUGGAUUCUAAAAUAAAAGCCAGAGUAAACAAAACACUAAUAUGGCCUGAUGAGAAAACAUUGACAGAACAAGAAAACCUUAUUCAAUUUGCAACUCGCAGAGGAGCUUUAACGUGUCAAGCCUCUAAAAAUUAUAAAGAAAUAGGAAAAAGAUGCGCCAAAGCUAGUUUAAAAAAAGAACGUCUAGAAAGAAAGCAACUAGAGAAGGAUAUUAAAAGAGCAAUAGCUGAAAAUGCCAAAACCACAAAUCCUCUUUUUAUGAAAAACAAAAACAAAGUUUAGGAGUGAUUUUGAAAAAUGGAAACUUAAUAGGGCAGCUCUUAAGCCAUAAAUGGGAGCUAGAUGAUGGCAAUAUACAUUUAUUUUUUGGUAGAAUUGUUGAUCAAAAGGUAGCAACAAAAAAAAAAUCUAUUACAUACACAAUAGGAUAUUGGAAAGUCAAUGAAGAUGAAGCUGAAGAUAUUGACAUAAGCCAGGAAGGAGUAUAGCAGAUCUAUUACUUAAAGACCUAGAGUUCAUUUAAAAAUUGCUAUAAUAUAUUAGACAUUGCUAUCUUUUAUUUUGUUUAUGUUGAUUAUUUUGUUUACAUUUUUGUUUAUUCCUUUUAAUUUUAGAUAUUAACCAAGAGCAGACACAGGGUUAUUUUACAUUUCAGAUACUGUACUUGGCAUUGUGAAAACUCUAA